AUCAAACACUGCGAACAACAGAGGAGCAGCCAUCCGUCUAAGUGAAAUGCAAAAGAAGUGAGAAUGGGGUUCACAUUGCUACAUUUGCUUCUUUGGCUUCUUGCUGCGUUCACUAUCACAACACAAGAGGUGUUGAAACUAAGUGUCAGUCCCAAGAUUUCUGCAGAGUGUGGCCAACCCGUUACUCUCCACUGUAACGUUUUGUCUUCUCAACAUGGACUUUCCAUCAAACAUAUGGAGUGGUACCAAAACAGUAGCUGGUAUUGUUCUGUGGACAGCGAGGAAAGGAUAACACAAAACCAGCACAUUCACAGUAACUUCCACUGUGAGUAUCAACUGGGGCGACUGUCACUCAUCUUUGAAAAUGUACAGCCGACUGAGAGUGGAAAAUCACAUCACUUUGGGUGUAAACUACAAUCAAACAAAGGAGCUCAACAUGGAAGUACAACAGUGGAGUUACAAGAGUGCUGUGAUCUCAUUGAGGGUGUGAUGAACAAUGGCAAACCCACCUGCACUUUCAAGUGUGCCAACCAGGACGUAGAUGUGCACUGGUUUCACCACUCUCGCUAUCUCAAACAUGGACAACACACCAGGAGAUCUAAAGAACCAGGGGGUUGGUGGACUAUCGAGAGUCACCUCGAGUCCAAAAGUUCAGUGGUGCCCUACAACUGUUCUGUGAGGAGCACCAGAACUUAUAGAUAUCUAGCCAGCACUGUGAUUGAAAAUGGCAGUUCAAAUGAAAACACAAAACUACAGGGACAUAUGAGGACAGUUUUGUUCUUUUCAGUCUUACUUGUUGUCAUGGUGAAGUAAUGUAGAAAACCACAUUCAUAAUUGAGUGUAAUCAACGAGAUAAGCAUGACUGUGAUGGAUGAGGAAUAAUGAGGUACUAACUUUUGUUUUGAUGAAGCAUUGGCACACCCAGUUAAGCCAGUUAUGUUGCAUAUUUCUGAGUUUAGAGAAGCUCAUUUGGCCUCUUUUUUACCAAGAAUACUUUCAGUAAAGUUUAUCUGUAAUCAUUUUUAUUUCAUUUUUCUUCAUUUUAAAAGUAUGAAAUAGGACCACAUUGGUCACGCUAAACCAUCCCACAUUGCUCUAAGGCUAUCCAAUAGCAUAGUUUGCCAGCUAACCAAUGGCAUAAAAACAAGAUUAAACGUAUUUUAAUGUAUUUCAAAAGUUGUGAAAUAGCAUUCAAAUCACUGUGCAGCUGUUUAAUAAUGAAUUUUAUUGUAAAAUGUGCUAACAGGAGGUUGGUGGUCAUACCAGAUACACUGUAAGACAGAACAGUAGAAGGCUGUCAAAAACAUUAAGCUGUGUUAAUCUUAAAAAAUCCCCAAAAAGUUAUUUCAGCUCUAGUUUUCUGUGUUGACAGAACAAAUUUUAAGUUUUAAGUAAACAGUUCUCAAUCACUUUAAGUAUUUUUUUUGUCUUUGUACAAAAAUUAUUUGCCAAUCAUUCCUUAAUUUUAGACACUUUUGCACCAUGUUUGAAGUUACUGACUCAGUUAGAGGAGUCAGUGGUGAGCAAUCCCAAAAUACUGUGAUAGAUACUGAACAUGAUGAAGGAGGACUUCCUGGCUCAGUGUGCACCUCUCGGUAAUUGAAACACUUUAUAAUAAGUACUUUAGCAAGUUUUGAGUUGGAUAACAACAGAAUUUUAAGUGUAACUGUUAACUGUUAACUUUAAAAAGUUAAUUUAACCCAACAUAAAUGUACUAGUAAAACCCAGCUGAUUUGACUUAAAAUGGCUAAGUGCCUCCUUCUAAACAAUGUUUUUUCAGUGAGUGUAACUUAAUUUUUUUUUUAUGUAAUCAGUUACCUCUAAUAUUUGGAGUUCUAUUAACUUAACUUAUAUUUUAACUUAAACUUAAACAUGUAUUUCCACUACUUAAACACUUCAAUGUAAUCUGUUUUGAUAAAUAUUUUAAAUAUGUUUAACUUGUUUGGUUUUACAGUGUAGUUGUCGGCUUUCCUAUCACAGCAUGGCCUGGAAAUACAUAAAUGAUAAAGACAUGUGAUGAUAAGAUGAUAUUCUGUAGUGGGAUGUAGCCAUUCUUAAGCUUAGUGUGCAGUAUGCUGGAUAUACAGUAUGUCUGAGUAUGUGGUUUCAGACACAGCCAUUGUGUGUCAGGUUUUUUGAAGUAGUUUUUACUGGCUGUGUUUGAUUCAUUGUGUAAAUGGAGACACGCUGUGAAAAGGAAGAUUAGGGCACUGUUUUGGUUUUAAUGCAAUAACUACUCAUUCUUCCCCAUUAAAUGAGAUGUUUUUAAUUUUGGAUUCAUUGAUGGAUUUUAUGUGUGUCUGCUAUGCAGAUGGAUGUUUUCUGCUAAAGAGAAAAUCAUUUCCUCUUGAACCAACUGAAUUUCCUUCAGAGAGUCGUUGAGUGCAAAUGAUCAGUCAGCUGUACACAGGAACUUUGAGCCAUGCAGCAACUCUGCAUGGUUUGUUGGUGAAUGCUUCCCUCUAGUGGGUUUGCUGUGAUCAGUCAGUCUUGUAUGUAAAGCCUCAUCGAAGCUCAAGCUCAUCGAACACAAAAUGGGAGAACUAAAUGUGUUUUGCUAUA
Molecule: messenger RNA, 2562 nt
Organism: Cheilinus undulatus (humphead wrasse)
Lineage: Eukaryota; Metazoa; Chordata; Actinopteri; Labriformes; Labridae
Exons: 4
Coding region: 64-813 (249 amino acids)
Source: RefSeq, a predicted model, not a curated record